Molecule: messenger RNA, 1107 nt
Organism: Aspergillus nomiae NRRL 13137
Lineage: Eukaryota; Fungi; Ascomycota; Eurotiomycetes; Eurotiales; Aspergillaceae
Product: carbon-nitrogen hydrolase family protein
Exons: 1
Coding region: 1-1107 (368 amino acids)
Molecular function (GO): catalytic activity
Source: RefSeq, a predicted model, not a curated record
AUGGCCACUCAGGUGCGACUUGCCGCCGCCCACGUCGCUCCCAUCUUCCUCUCCGCUCAAGAAACAACGCACAAAGCAAUCCGCUUGAUCGAACAGGCCGCUAGAAACAAGGCCAACCUCGUCGCGUUUCCGGAAUCUUUCAUAUCGGCAUUCCCCAUCUGGAGCGCCUUGCGCCCACCGACUGAGAACCAUGACCUCUUCCAGCGGAUGGUCCGGGAAUCCAUCCACGCAGACGGCGAGGAGAUGCAGGCGGUUCGCGCGACGGCGAGGAAAUGCAACGUCACCGUCAGCCUUGGCUUCUCGGAGAAGGUCCGCACCAGCAGUGCGACCUUAUUUAACUCGAACAUGAUCAUUGGCAGUCAGGGCAACGUUCUCGUCCAUCACCGGAAACUCGUGCCGACGUUCUUUGAGAAGCUGACUUGGUCGCCUGGGGAUGGCUACGGAUUACGGGUGGCAGAGACGGAGUUCGGCAAGAUUGGGGCCCUUAUUUGUGGGGAGAAUACUAAUCCUUUGGCUCGAUAUGUUCUUAUCGCUCAGGGCGAGCAGAUCCAUAUCUCGACCUGGCCGGCUGUAUGGCCGACCUGGUUGCCAUCGCAAUCCACGACGGAAGAGCACAAGCCACAGCCCGACGCUACAGGAAAGGCAAACUAUGACAAUGUCGCCGCGAACAGAAUCCGCGCGGCCGCCCAUUGCUUCGAGGCCAAAUGCUUCGGGAUCCUCUGUGCCAGGCUAUUGGGACCCGAUGCGAUUGAGAUCGUCUCCUCUGGUUCGUCUGGCCUAAAACAGUCCUUGGAGCAAUCCCAACGAGCGGCGACUAUGUUUCUCGACCCAACGGGGGCACCGAUACGGGGGUUUUGGAUAGAUGAAGCUACGUCGGCUCAGCAUUCGGUUGAUUUCCUACAAGCUCGGGAAGGGAUGCUGUACGCUGAUGUUAAUUUGACCGACUGUAUCGAGGGCAAACAAUACCACGAUACUGCCGGUGGCUACCAGCGCAUGGACGUCUUUGAUCUCCAAGUAAAUCGGACCCGUCAACAACCAGUAAGAUUUACUCGUGCAGUUGAUUGGGAGACAGACCAGGUCCUUCCUGAGGGAUCAAAUGGUGGUUGA